Messenger RNA from Harpegnathos saltator (Jerdon's jumping ant), 2169 nucleotides. RefSeq lists its product as uncharacterized. The record is from RefSeq and is a predicted model, not a curated record. The transcript is spliced from 3 exons. NCBI's taxonomy places the organism in Eukaryota, Metazoa, Arthropoda, Insecta, Hymenoptera, Formicidae. Bases 253 to 963 code for a protein of 236 amino acids.
GCAGUCUCGCAGGCUCGCUCUUUUACCGGGAACGAGAGCGGUUUCUCGCUCUACAACGAAUUUGCAUAUCACGGACUCGCUCGUGUGUGAGCGUGGCUUAAUUGCCCUCCUCGAGAUCGCAACCCGUAGCUUACGUAUAUAACCGAUGCGCGGUCAAUCUUUUCCUUCAAACGCUGUCUAAGAGCCCGAGCAGCUGAGAGCCGGCGAGCUGAACAGGAUAUACGUUAUAGGAAGAGAAGGAAUCAGCGCGCGAUGAAAUCAGCGGUAUCGAUGCUACUUCUACUGGCGGUUGUCUCGUUGAAUUUAAUAAGCGAGGCACGUGUCUGGCAGCACGUAAACGUAACAUCGAGUUUCACCGAUCAAUCGGUAAUCGGCGAGACUGAUUUUACACGAUCGCGUAAAUCCCUGGAUAACGGCAAACGACCGCAGAUUCGUAAUCAAAGUAGAUCAGACGACGAGGUACGACGGAUUCGCUUGGAUUCCGAGGAGGACAAACCGGGCAUUCGCGCGUACGGUCUGCCGAGGAAACGUCUGCAAGAUAAUGGUGUUAUCGAGAGGAUGCACGUGGAGGAUGAUGGAAUCAACGACGCUCCAAAGAUUGGUCGAUUGGUGGAAGUCUAUGGAAUGCCAAAGGACAAAGUAGCGACCAAUGGUUUCAUCGAGAGAAUGCCUUUGGUAGCAACCGUGGAUCGGCAGUCCACGAGAUUAAUAUCGAACGAGAAGGUCGAAGCCAGGGUCAGGAGAUCCGUUCGUGAACUCGGACUCGAGAACAAGGUCGAAGAGAAAGUCGCGAACGAGGCGGAGGACAUGCAGACGCAGGAUGCCAAGGUCUUCAGACCGCUCUUCGUCUAUAGGCAACAAAUGGCCGCCAGACAAAAACGGAAACACUCGAGAAGCUUUACUCACAGGCACCACCGAUACGCGAGUCACCAUUAUUGCGAUCAUCAUCGACUGGUUCGUUGAUUCUCUCAACGAUUACGGAUUCACAUCGACAUGUUCUCCAUCCUGGCUGAAGUUAUAUAAUUAAGAAAGAACAAUAUUUAUAGUCAGGUCUUUUACAGUUAGUAUCUCGUUUUAAGUUUACUCUCAAAUUCUAUUUAUUUCAUUGGGAUUAUUCUUGUUAUUCCUCUUAGCUGUUGUAGUAGAUUGCACGUUUUUUUGCAAUUUGGAACGAAACGAACAUACUUUAUAACUUAGCGUCGAAGGGAAAAGGAAGAAGGUUCCAACAAGCAGCAACUAGAGUUUUAGUUUUAGCUACAGUUUAAUUGAAAACAACAGGUCCAUUGGCCACAGAGCAUUUGGAAAUUAACUGGAAACGGGUCUUAAAUGUGAAAUUCGAAUGUGAACACCGCUCUAUAUGAAUAUUAGCCUAUACAUAAACAUGGAACAUGUGUUUGUCGAUUUUUCGAUGUUUCCGAAGAAUGCUGCUGAAGGAAAUUGUUAGAAGUGUCCGUUGGUGUGCGCAUUAAUAUCGCUCUCGGAUAUUGCCGCGACAUUUUAUUAUGUGCGCAUUAAACAUGACUUUCUUUCUUGUUCUCUCACACACAAUCGUAAAAAGUAUUAUGAAGUUAGUGUUAAUUUUAGAUAACGUUGUUACUUUAUUCCGAUGAUGAGUCGUGCGCACAUUCGCGUAUAAAAUGUUAUCGCUAUAAGAUUACAUCGGAAGAUAUUUAAUAAGAGUAAAUAUAUGUUUUGACGAAACGUCAUGACACGUUGGGGCAAGAUUAGAAUCCUGAGAAGUGAUAAAUAAAUCUGGUGUUUAACCGCUGGCAACAAACACUUAAAUCGUUAGUUGUGUCGCGAAUAGCGAAUAGAAAUAAAUCGCACGCGCUUUAAUUCUCGCGUGAUAAAAUUCGUCUGGUUCUUCGAUCUUUACGAUCGAGCGAAAAUUAGUCGCGCAGUUAAAUGGAUGAGGACACUAAAAUGUUGCAAAGUAAUCGACACUAAUUUCUCGACCAUCGUUUGAUGACACGUACAGAGUACGUAAGGUCACGGUACGUUAACUACCGUAAAACAGCGCUGAAAACAGCGUUUCGGGCUGUUAAAUUAAUGCGGUGAACAUUUCGAGAGAAUUACGAGAAGAGAAGUACGAAGCGAUAAAUAACCUAUGUGAAUGAGAAAAAUAUGCCACUGAGAGAUGAACGGUCGUAUGAAUAAAAAUUUUGUGUU